AUGGCUGACACAGGACUGAGAAUGAAUUUUGCCGCACUCAAGAGAGCGGAUCCAUACGCGAAGGAGAUAAUUGACAGCGCGACCCAUGUUGCGCUGUACACCUUCGAAGAGAACGAAUGGGAGAAGACCAACAUUGAAGGUGCUUUGUUUGUGUACAGUAGAAAUGGGGAACCGUACCACAGUUUAGUAAUUAUGAACAGGUUGAACACGAACAAUUUGAUCGAGCCCGUCUCUAAAGGAAUCGAACUACAAUUGAAAGAACCGUUCCUAUUGUAUAGAAACGCCAAAUGUCGCAUUUACGGUAUAUGGUUUUACGAUAAAGAGGAGUGUAUACGAGUCGCGACUAAACUCAACUCUUUAGUGAAAGAAUCAAUGAAAAUGCCUAACGAAAUGCCGCAGACUCCAUCAUACAGUGCUCCGGCGAAAUCGGACGCUGUCGACAUUUUUAGCAUGUUGAGUAAGGCGCAAGAUGAUUUUAAUUUGAACAAAAGCGGUAUGCCGGGGAAGCCCGAUUCAAUCCCUCGAGCGCCGGAUAUGACAUCUCAAAGUGUUAUGGAUUUCUUUGCGAAGGCUGGUAGCGGAGCAGCGGCCCAAAUGCCAGCUGUUUCGUCCCUUCCAUCCCCUGGCAUAUUUGGACCCAGACCUAAUGACGCUAGAGAAGCUCCUUUGUUACUACAAAGAUUGAUGAGCAACCCGGCUCAUUCAGUUGAACACAUAGAAAAGCAACAAAGAUCAGUUACUCCUCAGGAUGCUCACUCUACUAAUGGGAAUAUUUCAAUUGAACCCAUGUGUCAGAAUCCUGCGUUCCAAUUGAAGUCGACACCAAUUGAAAAGCGAUCCCAUCAGAGAAUAUCGGAGAUGAAAAAUAUUCAACAUAUUGAAGGUGACAUCAAUGGGCCUAAUCCAUUGGAGGUGGAGUUAAACUUAAUGCAUAUUUCAUCACAAAAGCCAUCAUCGCCAUUAGCCACAUACCUGAAUCAAUCUCAAGAGUCUUAUAAUGGUGGUAAAUUAGAGGAAAUAGGUAUUAACCACCUUAUGAAUCCUUUCCCCAACCAGCCAAAGCCUGCUUUGAUGCCGCCAACCAUGUUUACUGCAACAGCGGGAUGCGAGAUCCAGUCUACCCCAGAACCCCUUACAAGGAAUCAACUACUGCAAGCCUUUAAUUACUUACUUAAACACGACGCUGACUUCGUAAAUAAGUUACACGAGGCCUAUGUUAAAUCCUUUUCAGAAAAAGAUUAUUCUGUUUCAUAA
Leptosia nina is the source of this 1254-nucleotide messenger RNA. Lineage: Eukaryota; Metazoa; Arthropoda; Insecta; Lepidoptera; Pieridae. The record is from the annotation of a GenBank genome assembly.